This is a messenger RNA of Guillardia theta CCMP2712, 303 nucleotides long. RefSeq lists its product as hypothetical. Gene Ontology annotation, molecular function: protein tyrosine/threonine phosphatase activity; MAP kinase tyrosine/serine/threonine phosphatase activity. Gene Ontology annotation, biological process: negative regulation of MAPK cascade; protein dephosphorylation. The transcript is spliced from 2 exons. NCBI's taxonomy places the organism in Eukaryota, Cryptophyceae, Pyrenomonadales, Geminigeraceae. The record is from RefSeq and is a predicted model, not a curated record. Gene Ontology annotation, cellular component: cytoplasm. The annotation marks the transcript as partial.
AUUUUGGAAACUAACGAUGAUGAAUCCCAAGACCUAACACAAUAUUUUCAAAUCACUUCAGAUUUUAUCGCCAAAGGCCUCGGAAAAGGGAAAGUCCUUGUGCAUUGCUACGCAGGAAUGUCAAGAAGUGUUACAUGCGUGUGCGCCUACUUGAUGGAGAGAGACAGACUCUCACUGAAUGAAGCGCUGUUGCUAAUCCGUAGGACAAGGUAUAAUAUUUGUCCCAACCCAAGCUUCAUUGGUCAGUUGGUUCGUUUUGAAAAAAAAUGCCAAGGGAAAUAUAAUAAUGUCUCGCUAAAGUGA